This is a messenger RNA of Yamadazyma jaroonii, 972 nucleotides long. The record is from the annotation of a GenBank genome assembly. Lineage: Eukaryota; Fungi; Ascomycota; Pichiomycetes; Serinales; Debaryomycetaceae.
AUGCCACAAAUAACACCAAUUAAAGGGUUUAUAAAUACUCCGGUGACGAAGAAGGUGGUGAUUUUCAGUACCAUAAUUACAAUUCUCGUGUCGAUAUUUCAGAUUAAAUAUUUGUUCACUUUAUCGAUUGAUCCUUUGAUAUUGGAGUACAAUCAAUUCUGGAGAAUACUUACUUUCCAAUUGUCGGUAAUCAAUGAAUCAGAUUACUUAUUAACUAUGAUCUUAUGGUUUCAUUUCAAGAAUUUGGAAAGAUUCUAUGGAUCUCAGAAAUAUUUAUCAUUGAUAUUGAUCUUAUCGAUUUAUAAUGGUGUGGUGACAUUCCUUAUUAUGAGUUUAGGUCAAUUAUUAAUCAAUUUUAUUGAUUAUUUCAUUUUGACUACCUUCAAGUUAAACGGAUAUACAUAUUUCACCACCAUAUUGAAUUCAAUUGUUCCAGGACCAAUAGGGAUCUUAAGUUCCUUAUAUAUCUGUUUUGGAACAUACAUCCCAAUUUCUUAUCAAUUCAAAAUCUUACUUUCGAACCCUUUCAAGAAUAAUCAAGAGAAUCACAGUAAUAGCAAGGAAUUAUUAUUAACUGAUCAUUUCCAAAUCCAUAUUUUAUACACUUUAUUAUUAUUCAAUAAUGGGUUUAAAUCAUUUGUUCCUUCAUUGAUUGGAUUAUUUAUUGGGAAAUUAUAUACCAGUGAAUUAUUGCCAGGGUCAAAAUCUUGGUUAUUGCCAACGACAUUAUUUAAAAUCUUCAUUAACCCUUUCAAGAUUCUUAAUAAUAUAAUAAACCUUAUUAGAAGAAGAUUCAAUGGGUAUCAAUCAAUAAACCAAAUCAUUGAUGAUGAAGACCAAAAUGAAGAAAGUAAUGAACGAGAAGAAAUAGUUGACGAUAUGAGAAAUAAUGAAAGCGAAAUAAGAGCUGAAACCCCAGUAAGACCUUUAGCAAGUCAAUUUUUAGACACUUUUAGAACUCGAGGGGAUUAA